Messenger RNA from Schistosoma bovis, 6849 nucleotides. The record is from the annotation of a GenBank genome assembly. NCBI's taxonomy places the organism in Eukaryota, Metazoa, Platyhelminthes, Trematoda, Strigeidida, Schistosomatidae.
CUCAUUUAAAAAUACUAUAUAUCUACACAAUUAUAAACAUAUUUAUGUGUGCUCACGUGCCGUUAUCACAAUAGAAAAAACCAAGUAAACAAAACUCAGUCUUUUAAAUAGCCAGUUAGUGAGCUUGCAACAGAUACACCAUCGACCUUGACAAUGCUGAAUGUGUGUGUAUCUGACUUUAUUAUAAAAUAUGUAGUUCUAUUUGUUGUGUCACUAUUUAUCUUGGUUUCCAAGUUUUUGUGUGUAUAUUUGUAAUUGUGCAUAUAUGUGUACGUAUAUAAAUGUUUACCUUCUGUGAGCACUUAUCUAUGAGUAUGAAAUAUCUUGAAAAUUCUUAAAAACGACUCAUACUACAGAAGUAUUAAAAAUUAUUAAGUGUUGUGGUAUAUUUCUUGGCAGGAACGGACAUUUGUUUCUCUACAAUUGAUAUUACAGUGUAUAAUAGACAAAUACACAUUUUGUGCAUUAUAUCUCAGUCUAUAACAUAAACGUAUAUACAUAUACUGAAUAUAAUACCAUUUAAAUAUUGAUAAACUGGACUAUUAUUUAUUCGAUAUAUUGUAAAACAUUCAUUAUACUAUUCAAUAUUCAACGAACUAAUUCAAUUUUCAAGAAAAUCAUCUCAUCAUGGAUGAAUCUUUUGAUGAUCAGGUAACUGAUUAUUUUGCAGAUAGUUUCAUUCCAUAUCUCAACUGAACUCAGUAACAGAACUUUUCAGAAACAAGUAUUGGUUAUAAGCUAUUCAAUUCAUGUUUAUGAUUGUUCUUUAAUGUUAAAUCAUAAUAUCUGGAGUAAAUUAAUCAAAGUGAUUCAAUUCAUUGUAUGACAGAUCUAGUUUUAAUAUCUAAAUUUCCAGUUGCUUUACCGCUGCACACAUUUUUCCAAUUACCGCAAGAUCAUUAUGAUAACAUAUAUUCAUCUGUUACUAACAUUGCUUGUCUGAUUUUUUGUUAUAUUUGAUUUAUAAAUGAAGUGAUAUGCUGUUUGCUCAGACGGAAAUCGAUAGAAAGGCUUUCCAACUUCUAUUCUAAGAAUGAAAUGUUGAGUUAAAAUAAUCACUUCGAUAUCAUACCUAAUAAAUAAAUCUAUGCGAUGUUCUUGAGUGAUUUAUUGAAAAUAACUAUAACACUAGGUUGUUCUCACCAGAAGAGCCAUUUUCACAACUUCGGGGUGAGACAAAUAUCAACAUUUGUACUGAAUAAGUUUCCUUAUAUUGGCAAGUGAUCGGAGUUGGAAGUGAUACAGAAUUCACGUAUGAAAUACCGGAUUGUUUAAUGGAUGGAGACUAUAUUGAAAUUCAUGGAGUUUGUCAUGGUAAACGAAUAGUUUUUGAAUUAUUAACAGAAGAAGCAUCUACUCAAAAUAUAUUUGAUAAAUUACCUCUACAAAUCAUUUUAACAACAGAUGGCUUAGUAACUGUAAUUAGUCGUAAUCCAGAAAAGGUAGCAAAACAAGAACGUUCUGUGGAAAAUGGCAUACAAAUUGAUAAAGCUUUCGAAUUAUGCGUACAUGCUUAUAAGAAAUGUUAUGUUGUUAAAUUAAACGGGGAGGAUGUUUGUGGUCAAGAUCAUCUUGUACCAUUGAAUGAAGCGUUUGCUUUAUCAAUGCAAGGAAAAGUUGAUAUAUUAUCUCUUGAAUUUAAAGACAUGUAUUAUGAUGAAGAGGAAAUGAAUAAUAAUACAAACAUGUCUUCUGCUAAUAAUAACAGUAAUAGCAUUAGAAUGGAUGAUGCACAAGCAGGCUUUGUACGUGUCAAUGAGUUAAGACAAAGUUCCAUACGCAGAAAUGAUCCGCCAGUGAUGGUACCAACAAGAACAGGUUCCAAAUUGGAGAAACAAUCAAUAAAAAGUAAAGAUAGUAAUCUAGAAGUUACUGCUUGGAAAACGUCAAAUGAUUUAUCUAGAGCAUAUUUAGACGUUGAUUACAAAGUAUCUACAUUAGAUCGAAAUUCUGCAGCCCAUUCAUAUCGUAAUAGUAUUGAUUUUAGUCACAAUUCAGACACAAGAAUCUCUGGAACAUUACCACCUCUAGGCAAGUCAGCUAAUGACAGAGUAUCAGAUUACGUAAUGGGAAGUCGAGGUAACCUUAAUACAAAUGAUGCGUCACAUACAAAACCGAAAACAUCUAUUUUUGGUUCUCGGAAGUCUGCUACCUUAAGUAAUAGUAAAAUUGAACAACGUUUUAACGAAGGCAGAAGUCAGACAGAUGCAGGCGAUUUACACCAUGGAAGCUAUUCUGUAUUGGAUGACGAAGAUCAUAUAGGAUCUCAACUUUCUGCUACAACAUCAACACCUAACUUGCAAGACAAACAUAAGAAAAAACGAUUCAGUUUACUUGGAAAGAACAGAAAAUCAACAGGCUCCGAGUCAGAUGUACGUAAUGACUCUAAGAAAUCCAAAGGAUCUACUCCAGACAUAAGCUUGAAAGAUGGAGAAGGCGAGAAAAAGAAGAAGGGUUUACAUUUAAAAAAUCCUUUUAAACGUUCGAAAACUAAAGAUCAAACACCUUCAGUAUCAUCAGAUCUUGCUUUUACUAGGAACACUAUACAUCCGGCAAUUAAUGUAGCUGUCACUGAACGAUUACCAAAAGAGAUGUCUAAAAAACCAGCACCUGAAAUUGCAGCUUAUCUUCACAAAUCCAAUCCAUCAGCUGAUUUUGAUAUAGUUAAUUUAACUGGUCGUGAAAUAUUGAGUGAAGAUACUCAUUUCGCACCUUUUGAUAGGAAACAUUAUGAUGGAUAUGAAAAUGUUGGUAGUUCUUAUGAUCCAUCUAAACACAAGACGUUGAGUGACUCAAGAAAAUCCAUCGAGAUUUCAUCUCUAAGUGAUUUGCACUCACAAGGUAAACUUAAAGGACCAGCCGCGGAAUUAGCAGCUUUAAUUCACUCGAAGCAUCCUACUUCAAAUCCAGAAGAUAUAACCAUUGCUCAAGGUUCUGGCUCACAUAUAAGACCAUUUACACCAACAGAUCAUUCACCGAAGCAAUCAAGACAUCAUAAUGAACCUCCCUCUGAUAUUGCAAAUUUAAAAUUAAAAGGUACAGCUCCUGAAAUAGCGGCAAUAAUAAACUCGAGAACUAAAAGUCCCAACCAUGAAGAUAUAACUCUUACUCAGAGGUGUGAUCAAAACUUCCAUCCGUAUCCUACAGUAGAUACAUCAGGAAAAAAACCUUUUAAGCCCAGUGGAAGUGCAUCAGAGAUAGCUGCCGAUAUACACAAAAAUAAUUUAGCAGAUCAUCUACCCUAUACAGAUUAUACCCUAACUGGUACUAAUACCAAUGAAAUACAAAGAACAAAAUAUGUACUGAAAGAAAAAGUGCAAUCUACACGUAAAGCUCUUUCUUUAAGUGAACAUAUAUCAGAUGGUGAUGAAACAGAGAGUGGAGGCAGUGAAGUGUAUACUGACAAUGAAUGUUACUUAGAAGUAGGUAAAAGUCAAUAUUAUUUUGAUCGUAAACGUUCUCUGAGAAAUUAUCGUUCUAAACGAUCAACGAAAUUGGAACGUGAAGCUAGACGUAAUAUGGGAUUACAUAGAAAUGACAGUCAAGAAUCAGUCAGCAGCAGUAUCUCAUCGCUUAAACCAACUGAUCGAAAAUUGACCCCAAAAUAUAGAAAACGUCCAGGUACUAAAAAGGAAGAAGUCUCAUCUUGGUUGAACAGCUCUAAUUCACCCUAUAAUCCAAUCCGUAUAGAUGGGAAUGUAUAUCCAAAUUAUACAUCAAAUGUUUACGCUUCAGCUCCUAUUGUUCAUAAACAUUUAAUUCAAAACUAUUUAUUAAAAGAUAUUAUUCAGUCAAUAAAAUGUGAUAGCAGUAUGGAUUUACCACAUCCUCUAACAACUGGAAGAAGUGCAUUAGUUUAUGGUCAUUUCAAGUACAAUUCAGCUGCACGCCAAUCCUGUUUAAUAAAACUUGAGUUUAACACCUGUGAAGAAGCUAAUGAAUGUGAAACACUUUAUCUUCAAUUAUGGUCUGAUGGUGCCCUAGAUAUUUUGAAUAGUCAAUUCAUUAAUAGCAAAAUUCUAUACAGUUCUUCAAAUGAUAUUCAAUAUUUAACACUAAAAAAUAAUGAAUUUUGCAAUAAUGAUAAGCAACAAGUAAAUUUCACUCUGAAAUUCAUAUCUCAAAGCUUCUAUACUGCUAUUACUUCAAAUGAUCUAUUUACAUUAAUAUUGAAUAAUCAAUUCUUGAAAUCUACUAAUUAUCACUUGAAAUCAUUUAAACUUGAAGAUUCAACAAAUGCCGAGUUGGAUAAACUUUUUAUGCCAAGGAACUUAUGUUUACCACUUAUUCUUCAUAUGAAAGAUGAAUCCCGUCAAACAAACACAUUAAAUCUUUUAACAAAACUAACUGCUGAUACCAAAAGAGUCAUCAUCGAAUAUGUUUAUAAACCUAUCAGUAGCUCUGAAUUUGUCUCAAUGCAAAUCCUACUGAAUUUUGAAACAGGUAACUUAAUAAUACAAGAGAUUGCAAAAGAAACAAAUAAUAUUCAAUAUGCUGAAAAAGAGAUAACAUAUAUUCCUGAACAGAUAUGUAAAAUGAAAUUCAGUUGGUACAAUAACACACUAAAGGUACUUCUUAAUAGUGACGAAUCAAUGAUGUACAAUUUUGAACAGUAUUAUCCUCUUCAAUUCUUAUCACAUAUUCGAAUCAAUGGAGAUUUCAUGCUUUUAAAUGCAGAACUUCAAUCGGAUGAAUAAUAUAAUUUAUUUAGCCAGGGUAUUUACAAUACAUAUAUGUCUCCUAGCAAAAAUGAAUACAAAUACGAUAUACAUAUACAUUGGAUGAUUCGUGACGUUUUAACCAUGACUGAUACAAGUGACAUCAUAAAAAAAAUUAAGUGUAUUUUCCUUAUUCAUUAAUUACUCUACUCCACUUUAUUUUCUUUUCGAAUAUUUCAAAAUAAAAUUUGUUAAACAUUAUUUUAUAGUUAAAGUAUUCUCUUAUUAAUGUGUGUUUAUUAAUAUACAAAUGUGUCUUAUUCAUUAUUCUUUUUAUUUCACUAUUAUUAUUAUUACGUUUAAUGACAAUACACUCAAACUCUUAAUUUCUAGAAGGUUCCUGUUUUCUUUUUUUUUCUUCAUUGAAAUCCAUAUGAUUUUUCAUUAUCAUUUUAUUCAGUAAAUUUAUUCUAUAUAAAUUUAUAUCUUGAAUAUAUACUGAUUUAUCAUAUUAUUCAAUCUAUAUUAUGAUUGGUUUAAAAGUAAUAUUGUAAAAGAUCUGUUCAGUAUUGUAUCGUAUUCAUAGUUGACCGGUAUUACCUAUACAUUUUACUAGUUGUAUUCAUUCAAUAAAUAAAGUAAUUAGAAGUAAUUAGAAGAUAAUAAUAAUAAUAAUAAUAAUAAUAAUAAUGACGAGCUUUAUUUAGUAUAGUUUAAAUGUUUUCGGUUAUUUUAUUAUUAUAGUUGUAGGUAAACAUUUUUUUUUAAAAAAAUCGUUUUGUUUUCUUCUAAUUAACGUUGCUUUCUAUUGUUAAUGAUUUAAGUUUCUUUUCAUUGUUUCCCACUUUAAAUUUCGAUUCAUGAUUGUUUUAAUUUUCACUAUUUGUGAAAUGAGUAAAUAACAUUUUACCCAUUUAAAAAUACAACAAUAGAAUGUGAAGAACACAGUAGUUGUUAUGCAAAACGAAAAUAAAUUUUCAAGAAAAUAAUAAUCAUAAUAAUGAGUACUUAGAUAUAAUUUGGAAAGAAUGUUUUUGGGACAGUUAGCAACUGUGAAAAAAAUCAAGAUAAUAACACUUCUAAAUAUUCUCCAUUUAACUAAAAAUAUUGAAAACUGGUCAUAUUUAAUCUGAUUUAUACAAGAAUUUAUUGAACAGUCAAUGUGUCUGUAUGAAUAGUUAAUAUCGGUAUGAAAUUGGUUUGUGUUGAAUUACUAUUUCUAUGUUGAUUAAUUUGUGUUGAUGUAUUAUAAUCAGCUAGCAAUUAUAUUGUAGCACUUCUAUUUCUAUUGUAUUUUAUUCGAAAAACAAAAAUUCAUAAAAUAUAUUUAUAGAUAGAAUCAUCAAUGUAUUUCUUUUCAUUUUUAAUCAUUAAAAAGGUUUACACAUUAAGUGAAAUAUCUUGAUGAUAAAUGAUGAUUGUAAAAUUUAUUAGUUGACCUAUGAAAAUAUUUAUUGUCGGAAGUGAUCUAGAAUGUACAGAUUACUUAAUUUAAUCAUAAACUCACAAAUCGAUAUGAAGAUAGAUCAUCAGAUCCUUCAUUCCUUGAUGUUGUUUGAGAUUAAUGCUUUCCAAACAGAAACCAUACUUACUCGAACCAAGUGAAGUUAUGAAAAAAUACCAUGCUACGAAUGAUCAUGAAUAUGUUAUGUUAAACUACUUGAUGAUCAUUAUCAAAAUGAUUUUAUUGACAAAUAUCAUAGGGACAGAAAUAAGAACUCUGAGUUAAAUUAAUUUUUUUACAUGGAUUUAAAUUAUAUUUUGGUAAUUCAAUGAGAAGACGUUUAUCAGAAUUCUGUGAUAUAUUCGCGUAAUACAUUUGGAACAAUUUGGGUAGACAGACACAAUCCUCCGUUGAGAAACAUUUGGUUGAGACUGGUCAUUAGGUUGGCAUCAAGUCAGCAUGUGUAGUUUUACACAAACGUUUUAAAGGACGUAUACUAAAGUGUAUUGAAGCCUUGGCUAUACGAAAAUUGAAACCCCCUUUGUGCGUCCAAACACAAUUUAUCCUUACACUUAACCUACCCUAGUAGUACUGAUUUAUUAUUCAGAGUGGUAAUCACAUGGCUUUUGUAUACUUUAUUAUUUUUUCUUUGUUACGGCUUAUCUUUAACUUGUCCAGUCGACUUUUUAAUUUUCAUUUAUAAAUGUUCUUAACAAGUAUAUGUGUGAUCAGAUUGUUCGAAAUGUA